AAGCUCAACGUAUAGUGGAUACUGCAAUACUUCAAGAUGGCGCCUUACUUAUUGCCCGAAUGGUUAGAGGUCGAGAAAGAACUCGGUGGCCAACUCGUCCUCGGCGGGACUAUGGAGAAUUAUCGAGCUGGCGGUGAGGCCAUUGGCAAGUACAUCAGAGCUCAUCUGCCUCCUCGCCCUGAUGAUGAUGGACUCGAUGUUGCGGAUGAGAAAAUUAAUGAUAACGUAAGAGUUCGUAUCUACAGACCGCGGAAAUAUGACGGUGUCUUACCUAUUGGCGUUUUCUGCCACGGAGGCGGCUUCUCUGAUGGCUCGAUCGAUAUGGAAGAUGGCUUGUGCAGAGUCAUAGCAUCAAAGUAUCCAUGCAUAAUCGUCUCAGUUGACUAUCGACUCACGCCUGCAGUUGACAUCAAGGUUGUCUUCCAGGGCGCCUUAAAUGGGUUUUCAUGGGCAUAUGAGAACGCUUCUAAGCUUGGCGGAGACCAGAAUAGGGUUUUCAUGCUAGGAAGCUCGUGUGGGGGUACACUAUCUCUUGCCACGGCUCACAAACUUAUCGAACUUGGGCGAAAGGGACAGCUCAAAGGAGCAAUCAACAUGGCUGGGGGCACGGUUCAUUAUGAUAAUGUGCCAGAGCAGGUCCAACACCUCAUGAAAUCUAUGGAAGAAAACGCCACAGAUACUCCAAUCAUUGACGGACAAACAGCCAGGAUGAUUAACGUAUCGACUGGCCUUAAAAACUAUAUUAAUGACGAGUGGUUAUUCCCUUUGCUCUCGUCACGUCUUGCAGACUUUCCCCCGGUAUAUCUUGUGGCCUGCGGCGCGGAUCCUUUGCGGGAUGAUAAUGUAGCUAUGGAGCAUGAGCUUCGAGCUAACGGUGUCAAGGUCAAGCUCGACAAGUAUGAAGGCCUUCCACAUGCUUUUUGGAUGUUUUCAAAUCUGGACGCUACUAAAAUGUUUCUUGGUAAUCUGCUUGCUGGAAUUAAAUUCAUUCUCGCGUAG
Fusarium redolens is the source of this 999-nucleotide messenger RNA. Its product is annotated as Alpha/Beta hydrolase protein. Bases 37 to 999 code for a protein of 320 amino acids. Gene Ontology annotation, molecular function: hydrolase activity. NCBI's taxonomy places the organism in Eukaryota, Fungi, Ascomycota, Sordariomycetes, Hypocreales, Nectriaceae. The transcript has 5 exons. The record is from RefSeq and is a predicted model, not a curated record.